GACGUCAUUAUGACUGACUUUGGCCUAAGAGUCACAUAUGAUCUGGUCUACCAUGUCACUGUCACUGUCCCUGGAAACUACAAUAGCAGAACCUGUGGUCUGUGUGGCAAUUUUAACGAUGACAAAGCAGAUGAGUUCCAGCUGCCGGAUGGAAACCUGACCAAGGACUUCCAGACCUUUGGAGCAGCAUGGAAAGUGCCCGUGCCUGGAGCUGUUUGUGAUGAUGGCUGCAGUGGCGACCAGUGCCCCAAAUGUGACGAUUCUAAAAAAGCUGCAAUAGAGGAAAAAUGUGCAGUCAUCACCAAUCCCAAAGGUCCAUUUGCUGCUUGCCAUGAUGUAAUUGAUCCUGCUUCCUACUUCAGAGAUUGUGUCUAUGAUGUUUGCAUGGCCAAAAAUGAUCAAAGCAUAAUAUGUAACAGUAUUGCUGCAUAUAUGUUAGACUGCCAAGACUUUGGCGCAAAGAUUGAGAACUGGAGAAGUUCUUCUUUCUGCCCUUUUACAUGCAGUGCUAGCAGCCAUUAUGAAACCUGUCUACUGCCUUGUACCUCUCCAUGUCCUGGUCUCGUUGAAACCCUCACAUGCACUACGACUUGUGUUGAGGGCUGUGCCUGUGAUAAAGGCUACUACUACAAUGGAACUGGCUGUGUGCCCUUUGACCAGUGCAGCUGCUAUUACAAUGGCCAAACUUACAAGGUCGGAGAGUCGAUUAUAACUGAUGAUUGUCACAGGAUUCACACCUGCCAGGCCUCUGGAGUGGUUCUGUCUAAAAACAUUACAUGCGACCCCAACGAGAGCUGCCUGGUCAAAAAUGGUGUGAUGGGCUGCCACAUUCAGCAUUGCUUUUUGGACGCAAAUGGCACCCUCACUGAAUUUAAUGGCGAUAGUGGUACCAUAACAGUGCCAGGAGCCUAUGAGCUUAUCCAGAGCUGCAACUUCUCUCAGAUAUCAGACUGGUUUAGGGUGGUGGUGAAGUUGGAGAUGUGCACACCUGGUGUCAACACUAUCAAAGCUGUGUAUGUGUUCUUUAAUGAAAUGAUGAUCACAGUCGACAACAAACAUAAUGUCUGGACAAAUGGUAGAGCGUUGACUCAAACCACUUUCUCCCAGAACAAUGUAAAAGUGGUGGUUUCUGACAAUACAGUGAGAAUUAACAGCACGUCCAGCCUUCAGGUGUCCUUUUCUUCAACUAAUGAACUUGCCAUUAGUGUCAGUGACAAAGUAGCUGACAUGGUAUGUGGGGCAUGUGGGAAGACCAGGCCUACUGACAAGACAAUACCAGAUCUGAGAGAGAGACCUCUGGUCUCUCUUCACGGGCCCAGUACUGCCUUUGCGUCACUGAACAUUGGGCAGUGGACAGCUCCUGAUUUCCCCCAAUGGCUGUAUCCCACUCACCAGGUAGGGAAGUCCUGCGCAGAAAAUGAGGCCAUGUACUCCUGCAUCAUUUCCUGCGAGAAGCCCAUGGUGUCUCUGAAGGGCAGGAAUUUGUCACAUGCUCCGCACAACUUGUCUGCCAUGCUGUCACUCACAGUUACAAUGAGCUCCUGGGUGUUGCUGUAA
Perca fluviatilis (European perch) is the source of this 1557-nucleotide messenger RNA. Its product is annotated as IgGFc-binding protein-like. The coding region runs from base 10 to 1557 and encodes 515 amino acids. The record is from RefSeq and is a predicted model, not a curated record. The transcript is spliced from 5 exons. NCBI's taxonomy places the organism in Eukaryota, Metazoa, Chordata, Actinopteri, Perciformes, Percidae.